This is a messenger RNA of Scheffersomyces stipitis CBS 6054, 1071 nucleotides long. Its product is annotated as tRNA-5-taurinomethyluridine 2-sulfurtransferase. Lineage: Eukaryota; Fungi; Ascomycota; Pichiomycetes; Serinales; Debaryomycetaceae. The transcript has a single exon. The record is from RefSeq and is a predicted model, not a curated record. Gene Ontology annotation, biological process: tRNA wobble position uridine thiolation. Gene Ontology annotation, molecular function: sulfurtransferase activity. Gene Ontology annotation, cellular component: mitochondrion. Bases 1 to 1071 code for a protein of 356 amino acids.
AUGAGCUCAGGUGUGGACUCACUGGUAGCUGCAGGGAUCUAUGCAAAAAAGUAUAAGAAUGUCAGAGGCAUAUACAUGGCCAACUGGUCCCAAACUGCCAAGUGUACGGAACGAGAUUGGAACGACGUUCAGAAAGUAUGUCAUGAUCUCAAAAUCCCCUGUGAGCGAGUUAAUUUUGAAAAGGAGUACUGGAACGACGUAUUCCAGCCUAUGCUCAACAUGUACGAGAAAGGUUUAACACCAAAUCCAGAUACUGGGUGUAACAAGUACGUCAAGUUUGGCUGUAUGAUCGAUCAUUUGACAGCAAAAUUCCCCCGGGACAAGAAAUGGUGGUUGGUGACUGGCCAUUAUGCUCGUGUGAUGCUCCACCAGCCUUCUGGCCAGUACCAUUUACUUAGAGCUUAUUCCAAGGAUAAGGACCAGUCGUACUACUUAUCUUCAAUUCCCCAGGAAGCUCUUUCGCGUGUGUUGAUGCCAAUCGGCCACUAUGUGAAACCAGAUGUACGUGAACUCGCUAAAGAGUUGAACCUUCAUGUCAGCUCCAAGCCAGAUUCACAAGGUCUUUGCUUUGUGUCCCAGGAACAGAAUUCUUUCCGGGACUUCUUGAACGACUACAUCGAGCCAAAUCCUGGCAACAUAGUUACUGAGGAUGGGAAAGUCUGGGGAAAGCAUCAAGGGCUCUGGCAUGCUACCAUUGGUCAGAAGUCUAGUAUAUCUAUGCCCCAGGGAGAUCCCCAGUACAAAGGAGUGUGGUUUGUCAGCGAAAAGAACUUUGAAACAAACGAACUUGUCAUAGUCAGAGGCAGAGACAAUCCUAAAUUGUAUAAACAAGAAGUGAAUGUAGACGACUUCCAAUGGAUGAAUUCUGAUAAUUCGGAUUCAUCCAGUGAGAUCACCUUUCAGUACAGAUCGCUUCAGACUCCUAUCAAGGUAGAGUCUAUGGCGAGGAAAGGGGCAAACUAUACGAUCAAGUUGGCAGAAAAGGUUCGUGCCUUGGCCCCAGGGCAGAACGUCGUAUUGUAUAGGGGAAAUCAGGUAUUGGGAUCGGGCGUCAUCGGUAAAGCCAUGUAA